GCGCCGCCUAACGGGCGGCCGGGGGCGCCAAUCAGCGGGCGGCAGGGUGCCAGCCGCGGCGAAUCGGCGGGGCUCGCGGCCCGGGGUGGGAGGCGGGUCCAGCGCGCGGUCGCGGCGGCGGCGGCGGCGGCGGCGGAGGAGGAGCAGCAGCAGCAGCUCCGGGCCAGCAGGCAGCGAGCGCCGAGCGGGCCGCCCGGAGGUGGGUGCGCCGUGCCGCGCCGCGCCGCGCGCCGCGGAGGGCGCCGGGCGGAAGCGGAGGUUAGAUAAAGGAGACUAUCUUCUUGGUGUGGAUUGCUGUCUUUGAUAAGAACAUGUCGUCCAUCUUGCCAUUCACUCCACCAGUUGUGAAGAGACUGCUGGGAUGGAAGAAAUCAGCAGGGGGAUCUGGAGGAGCAGGGGGAGGAGAGCAGAAUGGACAGGAGGAGAAGUGGUGUGAGAAAGCAGUUAAAAGUUUGGUGAAGAAGCUAAAGAAAACAGGACGAUUAGAUGAGCUUGAGAAAGCCAUCACCACUCAAAAUUGUAAUACUAAAUGUGUCACCAUACCAAGCACUUGCUCUGAAAUUUGGGGACUGAGUACACCAAAUACGAUAGAUCAGUGGGAUACAACAGGCCUUUACAACUUCUCUGAACAAACCAGGUCUCUGGAUGGCCGGCUUCAGGUAUCUCAUCGAAAAGGACUGCCACAUGUUAUAUAUUGCCGAUUAUGGCGCUGGCCAGAUCUUCACAGUCACCAUGAACUCAAAGCUAUUGAAAACUGCGAAUAUGCUUUUAAUCUUAAAAAGGACGAAGUAUGUGUAAACCCUUACCACUACCAGAGAGUUGAGACCCCAGUUUUGCCUCCGGUGUUGGUACCUCGACACACUGAGAUCCUGACAGAACUGCCACCUUUGGACGAUUAUACCCACUCCAUUCCAGAAAACACUAAUUUUCCCGCAGGAAUUGAGCCACAAAGUAAUUAUAUCCCAGAAACACCACCUCCCGGCUAUAUCAGUGAAGAUGGAGAAACAAGUGACCAACAGUUGAACCAAAGUAUGGAUACAGGAUCUCCAGCAGAACUCUCUCCUACUACUCUUUCCCCUGUGAAUCAUAGUUUGGAUUUGCAGCCGGUUACUUACUCAGAACCUGCAUUUUGGUGUUCAAUAGCAUAUUAUGAAUUAAACCAGAGGGUUGGAGAGACCUUCCAUGCAUCUCAGCCCUCACUCACGGUAGAUGGCUUCACAGAUCCUUCAAAUUCAGAGAGAUUCUGCUUAGGUUUACUCUCCAACGUCAAUCGAAAUGCUACAGUAGAAAUGACGAGAAGACACAUAGGAAGAGGUGUGCGCUUAUAUUACAUAGGUGGGGAAGUCUUUGCUGAGUGCCUAAGUGAUAGUGCAAUCUUUGUGCAGAGCCCCAACUGUAAUCAGAGAUACGGCUGGCACCCUGCAACAGUGUGUAAAAUCCCACCAGGCUGUAAUCUGAAGAUCUUCAACAACCAGGAGUUUGCUGCUCUUCUGGCCCAGUCCGUUAAUCAGGGGUUUGAAGCCGUGUAUCAGCUAACUAGAAUGUGCACCAUAAGAAUGAGUUUUGUUAAAGGCUGGGGAGCAGAAUACCGGAGGCAAACAGUUACAAGCACUCCUUGCUGGAUUGAACUUCAUCUGAAUGGACCUCUACAGUGGUUGGACAAAGUAUUAACUCAGAUGGGAUCCCCUUCAGUGCGUUGCUCAAGCAUGUCAUAAGGCUUCGUCACCAAUCAAGUCCCAUCAAAAGACUUUUGUAACAACUCUUCUGUCAUAGUAUUUGUGUGUGGUUCCCCAUGGACUGUUUACUAUCCAAACAUUCAAGAAAGAAAACAGCACUUGAGGUCUCAUCAAUUAAAGCACCUUGUGGAAUCAGUUUCCUAUAUUCGAAUAUUAGAUGGGAAAUUUAGUGUCUAGAAAUUCCCUCCCAUAAAGGAGGAAGAGAAUUUAAAGACUUAACUGAUGUCUUGUUGGGCAUAAAACGGAGUGUCCCAAAGGUUUAUUAAUAACAAUAGUAGUAACGUGUACAGGUAAUGUAUCAUGAUACAGUAUCACAGUAUUGUGCUGUUUAUAUACAUUUUUAGUUUGCAUAAAUUAGGUGUGUGUGCGUGCGUGUGUGUGUGUGUGUGCGCGUGUGUGUGUGUGUGUGUGUGCCCUGCUUCAUGAUUUAGGCAAGCCCUUAUAAAGUUACAGUACCUAGUCUGUCAUUCCCACUUCUCCGUUAUUUUUAUGUCUUUUUUUAAUAUAUAAUAUAUAUAUCAAGAUUUUCAAAUUAUCAUUUAGAAGCAGAUAUCCCUUCUAGGAAAACUAAUUUUUCUGCCUUUUACCAAAAAUAAACUCUUGGGGGAAGAAAAGUGGA
Molecule: messenger RNA, 2355 nt
Organism: Sorex fumeus (smoky shrew)
Lineage: Eukaryota; Metazoa; Chordata; Mammalia; Eulipotyphla; Soricidae
Gene: SMAD2
Product: SMAD family member 2
Exons: 11
Coding region: 312-1715 (467 amino acids)
Biological process (GO): anatomical structure morphogenesis; BMP signaling pathway; transforming growth factor beta receptor signaling pathway
Cellular component (GO): heteromeric SMAD protein complex
Molecular function (GO): RNA polymerase II cis-regulatory region sequence-specific DNA binding; DNA-binding transcription factor activity, RNA polymerase II-specific; I-SMAD binding
Source: RefSeq, a predicted model, not a curated record